UGACGCCUCUGAGUGACCUGGGACCAGACAAUGCCAGGAUGUGGCGGUGUCUGGACAGGCUGGGGUUGAGCUCAGAGGGGCGAGCGUGGCUCCAAGAGACGUGGGGAGUCCACAGUGGAACCUGGAGGCCUUUGGUACUCAAAGCUCAGGACGCUCUCUACAAAGUGGUUGACAUGUGUGCUGUGAUGUUCUGGAGGUUGCUCUCUCGAUAUCCGUGUUUCUCUUUUGACUCUUCCCAGCUCACUGCGGUGCUGUGUAGGAUCAAAGCGAGAGUGGUCAAGCACCUGGAUACAGAACUGCUGGCUCUUCGAUCUCAGUUGAUUCUGGAGGUGAUGCUGCAGAUAACACUGCCAGCAUUUACACGUGGUGUGGGUGAGCAGGAUCUGUCUCGUUACUACGCCAUGGUGAACUCGGAGCAAACCCUCUUCAUCCACCCUGACAUCAUCUUCCACUCCAUCCUGAGAGACAACCUGACCGCUUACAUCCAGUCAGUGAUGAGGUACUCCCUGCCUCAGCAGUUCAUGCCUCUCCCUGCUGUUAGCUCCAGCUCCAGUUUGUCUGAGCCAAUGAACCAUGAGCUGCUGCCUCCUGUUGACGGCCAGCAGAACGUCUGCCAAACCUCUGAAGGCUCCACCUCAGGAUCUGAAACAAUCACACCACCGAGCACCGUGUCUGACCACGAUGACACUUUGGCCAACUCAGAAAACUCUGAAAACGACACGCAUUCACUGCUUGAUGCAGGAGAAUACAUCCAUCUCACUGAACCAUGAAGGAGCUGGACAACAACACCACCAUAGCAUAGUAAAGUUUAGUAGAUCAUGUCCGUUGUAUUAUAUACAUUUAAAAAUUUGCAUUUUUCAUGACAAAUAUACAACUUAAAUUAUAGAAAGGUAAGAAAUAUAUGACAGCUAUAUAAUGAGUUUAGCCUAAUCGACAAGCAUUUAAAUCCUAAAAUGUAUCAUUAAUUAAAAUACAAAUUUCAAGGGAAAAAAAGAGAACAUAACACUAAAACAUAAACCAGAUAACCUCACUGAUUUCCUGCUACGGCAUGUAUAUUUUCUAGUUAAGUUAGAGGUGAAUGAUUAAUCAAUUAAUCAGCAACUACUUUUUUGAUAUUCAAUUAAUAGUUUAAGAUAUUUAUUAAAUAAAAUAUUUCUCUGUUUUACAUCUUAAAUGAAUAUAUUUGGAUUUUGGGCUGUUUAUGAGACAAAGAAAGCAAAUUGAAGACUGUACUUUGAGCCCAGUGAAAUUGUCCAUCAUUUUCCAUUAUUUUUUGACAUUUUAGUCAAAACUAUUAAUCAAUUAUUUAAAAAAUGUUCCAUAGAUUAAUGAAAAUAAUCCAUUGUGUCUCAAACGGCAGCCUUAAUGUGUGCACUUGUGUUGGUUUGAGCUGUAUCACUGUGUUGUCACAAACAGCUUUUAUAAUGUUGUUUUUGAGUUUUUAUACCUAUUUUUGACUUUUUGCUAAAUUACUUAUGGCUCAGGUAGAAUAGACAAAGUUGGCUUUACGAAAUUAAGUUUGCAAGGCUUUGAUAUAUAGAUAUGUAUUUCAUGUGAGUGAAUCGCCCAUCUACUGCGAUUAAAGGUAAAAUAAACCUGG
Messenger RNA from Sebastes umbrosus (honeycomb rockfish), 1600 nucleotides. RefSeq lists its product as uncharacterized. Lineage: Eukaryota; Metazoa; Chordata; Actinopteri; Perciformes; Sebastidae. The record is from RefSeq and is a predicted model, not a curated record. The coding region runs from base 39 to 770 and encodes 243 amino acids. The transcript is spliced from 5 exons.